Messenger RNA from Hibiscus syriacus, 507 nucleotides. RefSeq names its product isoleucine--tRNA ligase-like. Gene Ontology annotation, biological process: isoleucyl-tRNA aminoacylation. Lineage: Eukaryota; Viridiplantae; Streptophyta; Magnoliopsida; Malvales; Malvaceae. Gene Ontology annotation, molecular function: isoleucine-tRNA ligase activity; aminoacyl-tRNA deacylase activity. The record is from RefSeq and is a predicted model, not a curated record. The transcript is spliced from 4 exons. The coding region runs from base 1 to 507 and encodes 168 amino acids.
AUGGCGAGGAAGUUUCAAUCACUCAUAUUGAGUGUGGAUUCCCAGCCUCAUGCUACGUUACUACGCGGGAAGCGCACUUCUGAUGAGUUGUAUAAGUUUCAAACUCUGUUUUUCGAGGUUCAUGAUUUUGAUGGUCAGUGUGUGGAGAACAAUACUAUUUCCCAAACUCAAGGGUCUCUGUCUGUAUCUGAUCCUUCAAUAAUGGUGGCUUUCCCCAAAAUUGGUGAUCCAGAUAAUGCUGCUUUUGUGGCUUGGACGAUAACCCCAUGGACCCUUCCUAAUAAUCUUGCACUCUGUGUCAACGCAAAUUUUGUCUAUGUGAAGGUCCGCAAUAAGUACUCUGGAAAAUCUACGUGGUUGCUGAGUCAAGGUUAUCUGAGCUUCCAACUGAGAACCCAAAGUCAAAUUCGUCUAAUGAAUCUUCUGGUGGUUCCAAGAAAUCUAAGAGCAAAUGAACUUAUGGUGAAAAGACUAAAGAUUCUGCAGCUGAUUCCUUUGAGGUCUUAG